Molecule: messenger RNA, 608 nt
Organism: Ceraceosorus bombacis
Lineage: Eukaryota; Fungi; Basidiomycota; Exobasidiomycetes; Ceraceosorales; Ceraceosoraceae
Source: the annotation of a GenBank genome assembly
GGCCUUUGCACGGCCGCGAGUGGAACGGCGCAGCGCGAACAGUGCGAGCAUCGCGUCAUUUGAAGCUACGAUGGCACGCAAAGUCAUACUGGACUGGCUAGCUUGUCCUUCUUCUGCCCCCCCAAGCCAGCAGCAGAGAUCGAUGCGCUUUGAAUAUGCAAAGCAUCCAGAUUAGCUCGAGGUACUCGGGAUUUUGCGCAGCUCUGCGACAGCCGAACAAGAGGCGGACAAGACGAGAAAGCAAAGACCAUCCCGUCACGCGCUGCUCUGUUCGCACAAGCAACGGGUCCCAAAAGCUCGCGAGUUCCGCCCUGGCCUGCCCCACCCGAAUCAAGCAACCGCACGAGCUUCACGCACGCGAAAUAAAGCCGCAAGUCGAUACUUUUGCAAGGAUCAUGUCAUGAGCAUGUACUACAUCCGGGGCGCAUUCCCGCAGGCAAGACAAGAUACAAGACUUUUCAUCCGAGAGGCAAACAUUGUACCAAGGGCUUUGCUUCCACGAAAAGAUCAAAUUUGUCCAAGAGGUUGAUCUAUCUCUCAGCUGUGUCCUUGCUGGCCUCAGCCGAGCGUCAAGUCCAGGGCGGCGUUUUGCAUGACGCCGACAACAG